Molecule: messenger RNA, 1344 nt
Organism: Ziziphus jujuba (common jujube)
Lineage: Eukaryota; Viridiplantae; Streptophyta; Magnoliopsida; Rosales; Rhamnaceae
Exons: 6
Coding region: 94-1071 (325 amino acids)
Molecular function (GO): oxidoreductase activity
Source: RefSeq, a predicted model, not a curated record
AUCGGUUAGGGGUGGGAACUACAAACACGAAAUUAAGUGAGAAGUGAGAAGUGGAAGGAGAAGAAGGUGAAAGCAGAAGAUCAGAGAUUGAAAAUGAAAGCCGUGGUUAUAACGAGUCCCGGAGGCCCUGAAGUUCUACAGGUUCAAGAUGUCGAAGACCCAGAACUCAAAGACGAUGAGGUGCUGAUCAAGGUGGAGGCCACGGCGCUCAACCGAGCCGAUACAAUUCAGAGGAAAGGCUUGUACCCACCCCCCAAGGGUGCCAGCCCUUACCUGGGUCUCGAAUGUUCCGGCACUAUUGAAGCCGUCGGAAAUAACGUUUCCCGUUGGAAAGUCGGCGAUCAGGUAUGUGCUCUUCUUAGUGGAGGAGGAUACGCGGAGAAGGUGGCUGUUCCAGCUGGACAAGUUCUUCCUCUCCCGCCUGGUGUAUCUUUGAAGGAUGCUGCUGGUCUACCUGAGGUGGCAUGCACAGUUUGGUCGACUGUUUUUAUGAUGAGUCGGCUCUCUGCAGGGGAAACUUUUUUGGUUCAUGGGGGAUCAAGUGGAAUUGGUACAUUUGCAAUUCAGAUAGCCAAAUACCAAGGAGCAAAAGUGUUUGUCACAGCAGGAAAUGAGGAGAAAUUAGCUGUUUGCAAGGACCUAGGAGCUGAUGUUUGCAUCAAUUACAAGACAGAGGACUUUGUUGCACGGGUAAAGGAAGAAACUGGUGGAAAAGGUGUCGAUGUUAUUCUGGAUAGCAUUGGAGCAGCUUAUUUUAAGAAAAACCUUGACAGCUUAAAUUAUGAUGGAAGGCUUUUUAUUAUUGGGGCGAUGAGUGGGGCAGUUGGUGAAAUAGAUCUCCGAACUUUGCUUUCAAAGCGCCUCACAGUGCAAGCUGCUGGUUUGCGAUAUAGAAGUCCAGAAAACAAAGCAGUGAUUGUUAAUGAGGUGGAGAAGAAUGUUUGGCCUGCCAUUGUGGCUGGUCGGUUGAAACCUGUUGUCUACAAAUAUUAUCCAUUAUCUGAAGCAGCAGAGGCACACCGACUCAUGGAGAGUAGUGAUCAUAUUGGGAAGAUACUCCUUGUUCCCUGAAUGCUACAAAUGUUCUUCCUGCUCAAGGUUUGAUGUGUUUGUGUUCCUACACUUUGUGUUGUGCUAGAUUGAAAGAUUAUAGCAACAGUGAACCUUGAUGAUGGAUCAUUGUGAAUGGCUACUCUCAACAUGUUCAUCCAUUUUAACUAUUUGGUAGAAAAUAAUCCUUAAGACUCAUCUCAUUCUUCAUAUGUGGGUUUCAUAUGGACUCCAUCUAUGUGUAAGAGAAAGGAACACCGCUUGAAGGAGAAAGUAUUUAGUAGAAAUUAUUUA